Messenger RNA from Elephantulus edwardii (Cape elephant shrew), 339 nucleotides. Its product is annotated as U7 snRNA-associated Sm-like protein LSm10-like. Gene Ontology annotation, molecular function: U7 snRNA binding; histone pre-mRNA DCP binding. Gene Ontology annotation, biological process: mRNA 3'-end processing by stem-loop binding and cleavage. The transcript has a single exon. The record is from RefSeq and is a predicted model, not a curated record. Gene Ontology annotation, cellular component: nuclear body; cytoplasmic U snRNP body. The coding region runs from base 1 to 339 and encodes 112 amino acids. NCBI's taxonomy places the organism in Eukaryota, Metazoa, Chordata, Mammalia, Macroscelidea, Macroscelididae.
AUGAACUGUCUCAGACAGCAGCCUGAUCUCCUGCUGCAGGCCCUCCAGGGUCAGAUAACCACCGUGGACCUUCAGGAUGAGAGCACUUCCCUUGGACGCAUAGACAACGUUGAUGCAUUCAUGAAUAUCCACCUGGCCAGUGUCACCUACAUAGAAUGUUGGGGACAUCGGGUUGAGUUGUUUGACCUCUUUGUGACAGGCUGUAAUGUUCGCUAUGUCCACAUCCCUGAUGCUGUGAACAUUACAGCCACCAUUGAGAAGCAGCUACAGAUCAUCCAUUGGGUAUGGACUUUGGUGGCCGAGGCCACCACAAAUUUUCCUCCAAAAACGCUUAAAUGA